This is a messenger RNA of Vigna angularis (adzuki bean), 866 nucleotides long. Its product is annotated as ras-related protein RABD1-like. The record is from RefSeq and is a predicted model, not a curated record. Lineage: Eukaryota; Viridiplantae; Streptophyta; Magnoliopsida; Fabales; Fabaceae. Bases 124 to 729 code for a protein of 201 amino acids. Gene Ontology annotation, molecular function: GTP binding; GTPase activity. The transcript has 8 exons.
UGGUAUUUUAAAAAUAUUAAAAAAAGAGAAUUUAAUUAAAAGGGGGGACCGGGGAAGGAGAAGAAGAGCUUUGGUGUUGAAAGAGCAGAGACCACAUAGCACAGAGCAGAGAGGAUUGCGAUAAUGAGUAACGAAUACGAUUACCUGUUCAAGCUUCUGCUUAUCGGCGACUCCUCCGUCGGAAAAUCAUGCUUGCUUCUCCGAUUCGCUGAUGACUCCUAUGUGGACAGCUACAUAAGUACCAUUGGAGUUGAUUUCAAAAUCAGAACCGUCGACCUACAAGGAAAAACCGUCAAGCUCCAGAUUUGGGAUACAGCCGGACAGGAGCGAUUCAGGACUAUAACUAGCAGUUAUUAUAGAGGAGCGCAUGGAAUAAUUAUUGUCUAUGAUGUCACUGAGAUGGAAAGCUUUAACAAUGUCAAGCAGUGGUUAAAUGAGAUUGAUAGAUAUGCAAAUGACAGUGUGUGCAAGCUUCUUGUGGGGAAUAAAUGUGAUCUAGUUGAUAACAAAGUUGUAGACUCACAAACUGCCAAGGCCUUUGCGGAUGAGCUCGGUAUCCCUUUCCUUGAGACAAGUGCCAAAGACUCUAUCAAUGUGGAACAGGCUUUCUUAACUAUGGCAGCAGAGAUUAAGAAGAAGAUGGGAAGCCAAACAGCUGUUGGUAAGUCGGCAGAAGCCGUUCAAAUUAAGGGGCAACCAAUCCCACAGAACAGCAACUGUUGUGGUUAGGUUUUACGUUCUGUUAUAACUGUUAUAUGAAAAUAGGGAGACUCUUUCUUUACUGUGUUAUGACAUGGAUGUUUAAGUAUUAACUCUUAAAAUAUGACUUGUCAUCUAUUUAAAUCCCUGGAUAAUGUUGUUCUGAA